This is a messenger RNA of Nelumbo nucifera (sacred lotus), 3958 nucleotides long. RefSeq names its product protein ALTERED PHOSPHATE STARVATION RESPONSE 1. The record is from RefSeq and is a predicted model, not a curated record. Lineage: Eukaryota; Viridiplantae; Streptophyta; Magnoliopsida; Proteales; Nelumbonaceae.
ACAGAACCAACGUAAAUGUAACGAUCGUACAAUACCAGCUUUCGGUUUCAAAUGGCGGAUUCAACGAGCUUUCGCUCCAGAAAGCAAACAAACACGUCUCCCCCUUGUUAUAAUUCCCCCAACAACUCUCUUUCUCUCUCCAAAGCACCCUCUCUCUCUCUCUCUCUCUCUCUCCCUUCUCCUAACACGAGACCCAACGACCCAUCCAAGAAAAAUGAACAAAGACUAAAAAAAUUACAAAACCAGAACACGCACAGUCUGAUCUCUUCUCAACCCAUCAACCCAUCUCAUCUAAUUUCAGACCAGACUUCUCUGGUUCAAAAGAAUCUGCAUAUAUAAAUAACUUUGAAUAAAUCUGCCUGUCUUUAUCGCUGAUUCUCUCUGUGUUUCUCUGACUCUGUUUCUCUCUCUUCUCCUUGUCUCAUCUCUGAAAUGGAGGAUAGACGGAACCAGGGAAGCUCAGAGAUAUCAACGGUCAGAUUUUCGAUUUGUUUUGCUGGGUUUUCUAAUUUAAUUAGUCAUUAUUAAUCUCAUCUCUUUCUAAAUUUAGAAUUAAUUUUCUUCUUAAGUUUCUCCUCCUGCUCUUGUCUCUCUGAGCAAAUCCUGCUUCUACGGUUUCUAUUCCCGUAAAUAUCGGUUUUUUUAUUCGUGCCACACUGCCACAGUCGUUUUGCUCUUCUGUAAUGGCUUCUCUCGAGAUCUUCUUUGGAUCUGGUGUCUGCACCUUCUGGCUUCUCAUUCAUUCGGACAGGCACGGACACGGAGAUGAUCAGUUCAAUUGAUGUUUUGUGAGUAGUGAAGACUGAGGGAGAAGAAAAAGAAGGUCGGUUUGGGGUUUUGUGUUCUUCUUCUGGUCCAUGCUGUUGCAGUUGAUAUGGGCUGUAGAGGGUCCAAAUUAGACGACUCCGAGUUGGUGAUUCUGUGUAGAAAGAGGAGGGAUCUCAUCAGAGCUGCCGUGGAUCAACGCUACGCCUUCGCUUCUGCGCACGUCUCCUACUUUCGAUCUCUGCAGGACGUCGGUGAGGCUCUCUGUCGAUUCGUCGACGAAGAACUCGUCAUCAGUGCUUCUUCUCCUCCGCCUUCUCCGGUCCUCACGCUGCCCUCCGACGAAGGCAAGGGGAAGAGAAAGAAGAAAGUUACCAAUAAUUCUAUUAAUUCCAUUUCGCAAACUUCUUUCUCCCACCUUCAUUUGCUGGAGGAGGAUUCCCACCUGCAUUUGCCGUCAAGCAGUGCUGCUUCUGAUUCGGAUUCCUUGGAGCAUAGAGUUGAGGGUAGCCCGGAAAAGCCCGUGUCCUCUUCUUUCUCGCCUGCAACUGAUACGGCCUCCACCGAAGUGAAUUCUUCAUAUUCGUACCAGAUGAACUACAUGAAGCGGUUACCCACUGCAUUUCCCUCUGUAUAUUACCAGGAGCCACAAAUGUCGCCCGCAACAACUCAGUGGUCUGAUCCGUCCUACUCCUCUUACUCUGGGUAUCCUCAGUAUCAGAUGGGGGGUGGAUUCUCUGGCUUUCCGAUGAAUCCGCCUUCGAAUGAUCCUUACUACAGUAGACCACAGACUCCUCCGGCUGUUCCUCCUGAGCCUCCAGCGCCGCCGGAUGUCUCCACUUGGGACUUCCUCAAUCCCUUUGGUUCGUUCGGCGGUGGUUAUCCGGGGUAUUAUUACCGCGGGAAAUAUGCGUAUGGGUCCACUAUUAGUAGUUCUGAUUCAAUGGAAGUCAGGAAGAGAGAGGGAAUUCCUGAUUUGGAAGAUGAAACCGAGCAAGAAUCGGUGAAAGGAGCACCGGAAGGGAAACAAUUGGGGGAAGAUAACAAGAAAAAUUCAGGCGAGGGGACUUCAAAGGUAGCACAAUCACAAUCACAAUAUGAUGACAGCGUCAGUUCAGUUCAGGACAAAGAGAUUAGGAGCAUCUCUGAGACGCUGGCAUCAAAAACUACAAAGGAGUCUGCGAGAAAGAAAGGGGUGAAUUUUGAGCUAGGAACGACCCAGGAUGCCCAAUCCUCAAAGCCGAGCAACUUGAGCACAGUAGUAUCUCCCCAAGGAACGAGGGACCUUGAGGAAGUCGUGAAGGAAAUCAAGGAUGAAUUUGCAGCUGCUUCUGAUUAUGGGAAAGAGGUUUCCGUGAUGCUUGAGGUCGACAAACUGCGUUAUAAGCCAAAGGGUGCCAUACUUAAAGUGAUCUCUUCCAGGAUUCUAGAUUUCAUUCCUCUUCCCAUAUUGGCAUCCUCUCAAUCUCCAUCCAAACAGCUGCAUCGAGCUGUUCCUAGCACAGUAAGAACAGACAAGGCCAGCAGUGGGGGUUCUGACACCAUUGAUGUUCAAUCUGGAAGUCUUUCUUCAACUUUAGAGAAGCUUUAUGCAUGGGAGAAGAAACUUUAUAAGGAAGUUAAGGAUGAAGAAAGACUUCGAGUUAUCUAUCAAGAGAAGUGCAAGAGGCUGAAAUUUUUGGAUGAAAAUGGUGUGGAGUCCAAUAAGAUUGAUGCAGCUCAAGCUUUGAUUGGGAAGUUGCUCACAAAAAUUGAUGUUUCUAUCAGAGCUAUAGAUGUUAUUUCAAGCAGAAUACACAAGUUACGAGAUGAGGAAUUGCAACCUCAACUCACAGAAUUGAUUCAAGGGUUGAUGAGAAUGUGGAAUUCCCUGCUAGAGUCCCAUCAGAAGCAAUUAAAAGCUAUCAAAGAAAGUAAAAGCCAUACUCUAAUGGCAAACACUGGUGUCCAAAAAGAUGCAAGCUUGAGGGCUACAUUAGAACUGGAGUUGCAGCUCCUUAAUUGGUCUUCUUGCUUUUACUCUUGGAUCAAUGCACAGAAAGCCUAUAUUGAGUUGCUGAAUGGGUGGCUUAAACAUUAUCUGGUUGACAUUCCAGAAGAAACUGCCGAUGGACCAAUUCCCUUCUCCCCAGGAAGAGCAGGGGCUCCCCCUGCAUUUGUUAUCUGCAAUGAUUGGCAUGAUAUUGUGGAAAUUUCAGAGACUAAGGUGGCAGACAAGAUGCGUGUCUUUGCCUCAAGCUUGCAGCAGCUAUUGCAGAAGCAAGAUGAAGAGCAACAGCAGAGACUAAAAGCUGCCUACCUCUCAAAGGAUUUUGAGAAACGCCUGAGAUCUCUACGUAAGGAAGAAAACAGAAUGCAAAGGGGUCAAGAUGCAUUGUCAGACAAGACAGCUGUCUCAGUGGUUAAUACUGAAAGUGGAGUCUCCCCACUGGAUGAUCUCAAGGUAGAUUUGGAUUCCAUAAGAAAAAGAUUGGAAGAAGAGAGAGCCAGACAUAAUGAAACCAUUAAGCAAGUCCAAAAGGCUGCUUCCAAUAGUUUACAGUCAGGUCUGCUCCCAAUCUUUGAGGCCCUGGAAAGAUUUUCCUCAGACACCCUGGAAGCAUAUAAACGGAUCAGAAUCCAGAAUGCUGGAGGAGGCACAUAAAUAGGCAAAUAUGGCCUUUCAUGUUUCAACCCUGAUAAGGUUCCUGGAAAAAGGAACUCAACUUCAGUGGCCAGAGGUGGUAGUGGGCCACAAGGGCAGGGAUUGUUACAAUCACAAUGGACAUCGUAGAGAGCAAUUUUGAAAAGAUACAUAAACAUCACGGAUUGGGAAAUGCAUGCAUAACCAGUUAUUGGACAGGCAUUGGCUUGAUGAUUACUUCGUCCAAAACUUUGGCUCUUGCAGAAUACCCCAUAGUAGUUAGGCGGGAUCUGUACAGAAAUUCAUUUAUUGGUUUAUUGGUUGACCAACUCGUCAAAUGGACUGGUGGUUCCUUGGACUAAGAGGAUGAUUUACAUGAAGGUAUCAAAAAUUUGAAUGAUCUUUGUAAUGGUAAAGAGGAAAUUGUGUUGCUCAGAAGGAGAAAUUUUGGGCAGGAAAACUGUUGGUUUGAUUUGCUGAAAUCAUCUCUGAAGUAAUUUUAUUUGACUUCCUCCUUGUUACCUUCUGUUCAUUUGGUCUAGAAUGGAUGAAAAUUUUCCGUUUUCUUCA